Molecule: messenger RNA, 3876 nt
Organism: Metopolophium dirhodum (rose-grain aphid)
Lineage: Eukaryota; Metazoa; Arthropoda; Insecta; Hemiptera; Aphididae
Exons: 3
Coding region: 1-3876 (1291 amino acids)
Biological process (GO): DNA integration
Molecular function (GO): zinc ion binding; nucleic acid binding
Source: RefSeq, a predicted model, not a curated record
AUGAGUCGUUCAAACAUUAACAGUGCAACUACGCAGGCUUCUAGUGGUAGCGGUAGGGGUAAUGGUAACAUUAGCAAAGGGCAAAUUAAUGGCACCAUUUCCGAAUUUAAUUUGAAAGUUGACGACUUCAGUUCGUGGAUUGAACGCUUUGAAUUGUAUGUAUUAUUAAAUGAAAUUAAUUCUCACAAAAAGAAAUUAAUGUUCUUAACACUUUUGGGCAAUGACGGUUAUGUAUUAGUCAGAGAUCUUUGUACUCCAUUUAAGCCAGUAGAUAAAAGUUAUGACACACUAAAAGAAAUGUUAUCUAAUUAUAUUAAUCCUAAACCUAAUGUUCUAACUGAACGUUACAAGUUUAAGGAGAGAAAACAAGGUUCAGAAGAAACAAUAAGUCAAUUUGUGACUGCAUUAAAAAAGCUUUCACAGUAUUGCGAAUUUGGUAAUAAUUUGGAUGAUUCAUUGAGAGACCAAGUUGUUUACGGUAUCAGGGAUAACAACAUAAAAAAACGUUUAAUGUCUGAACCGGAGUUAACAUUUAGAAAAAGUGUUACACUUUGUUUGUCAAUGGAAGCAGCGAACAAUGAUGUGUCUCAUUGGGAAAAACAGGAAUUGAAUUAUCAGCGAGGAAUGAAGUUUAAGCAAAACAGACAACCAUGGGGACAAGGGAAGUCAAGGAAAGCACACAGAUCAGAUUCAAUGCCAAAUAAUCAAAAGGAUUCAACGAACAAUUCAAGUCAUGGCCGUAAAACUGUUUGUUUUUGCUGUGGUAAAGCAGGUCAUACAAAACCAUUUUGUAAGUAUAAGCAUUUAACAUGUACUAAAUGUUCUAAAGUAGGUCAUUUACUUAAAGUUUGUAAAGCUAAAAGUAAAGCUGAGACUGUUGAUGUUAAUUUUAUUAAACCAUUUAAUAUUAAGUUAGAUGUAAGUGGAAUUAUUAUUAAUUUUCAAAUUGACACUGGAUCUUCAAUUACAGCUUUGUCUUAUAGUGAUGCAUGUAGAGUGAAUCUUAAAUUGAAAGAUAUUCAAAAAAGUGAUAUAAGUUUAAAAGGUUAUACUGGUACUUUAAUUAUUCCAAUGGGUUAUUUAAAAGUGAGUGUGAAAUUUCAUGGAAAAAUUGAAGUGUUGAAUUUGUAUAUAAUUAAAGAAGGUGGCCCUCCUAUUGUCGGUAGAGAUUGGAUUGAGAAUUUAUCAUUACCUAUUAAAGGGGAAGUUUAUUCACUUUCAUCAAAAACAGAAAGAAAUAUUUUUGAAGAUUUUCCUUCAGUGUUUGGAGAUGUACUUGGAUGUUAUAAACCUAAAGUGUUUAAAUUAUUCUUAAAAGAUGAAAACAUUAAACCUAUUUUUUGUAAGCCUCGUGUGUUACCUUUUGCAUUGAAAGAUAAAGUGAGUUUGGAAAUUGAUAGAUUAGUCAGUGAAAAGUUAUUAAUUCCAUUAGAGUCUUCAGAGUGGGCUACACCAGUCGUGCCUGUUUUAAAAAGUGAUGGUAAAAUUCGAUUAUGUGGUGACUAUAAGGUUACACUUAAUAAAUGUAUUAAAAUAGACAGAUAUCCUAUACCCAGAGUAGGAGAUUUAAUGGCAAUUUUGCAGGGUGCAUCCAAAUUUUGUGUUCUUGAUUUAUGUCAAGCUUAUCAACAGCUUUCAUUAGAUGAGGAAUCACAAAAGUUAACAACUUUAUCUACACAUAAAGGACUUUUUGUAUUUAAACGUAUACCAUAUGGUAUAGCUUCAGCUCCUGGUAUUCUGCAGCGUGAAAUGGAAAAUAUUCUGAGAAAUAUUGAGGGUACAGUUGCUUUUUAUGAUGAUAUCAUAAUAUCUGGAAAAUCUAAAGAAGAAGUUACUAAAAGACUUAGGGAAGUGUUAGAAAGAUUAGGUUCAGUAGGAUUGACGGUGAGAAAAGAUAAAUGUAAAUUGUUCCAGGAUAGUGUUACUUUUUUGGGUUAUAAAAUAGAUAAAGAUGGUUUACAUGUUCCUGAGGCUAGAGUUAUAGCUAUUACAUCAGUACCUAUACCUUGUAGUGUUACUCAACUAAAAGCAUUUUUAGGAUUAUUGCUUAAGAAAGAUAUACCUUUUGUAUGGGGUAAAGACCAAAACAAAGCAUUCAAUGAAAUUAAAAGUGCUAUUUUGUCUAAUGAAAUAUUAAUCCACUAUAAUCCAAAAUGGCCUAUCAUUAUAGCUUGUGAUGCUAGUCCUACUGGUAUUGAGGCUGUAUUAUCUCAUAAAUUACCAGAUGGUACAGAAAAGCCUAUUGCCUUUACUUCCCGGACAUUAAAUAAGGCCGAACGUGCUUAUGCACAAAUAGAUAAAGAAGCUCUUGCUAUAGUUAAUUCAGUUAAGUAUUUUCAUCAAUAUGUAUAUGGUCGUGAAUUUAUUCUUAGAACAGAUCAUAAGCCUUUAGUAGUUAUUUUUGGUCCUAAAAAAGGUAUUCCUGUCAUGAUAGCAAAUCGGUUACAGCGGUAUGCAAUAUUUUUAUCUGGCUAUAAUUAUGAAAUACAAUUUGUAAAAGGUAUAGAUAAUGGUAAUGCGGAUGCAUUGUCAAGACUUCCUUUAGAUACCACUGCGAGUUCUAAUAUUUUAGAAUCAGAUAAUUACUCUAUUAAUUUAAUCACUGAAAAUAUUAAAGCAAUUUCUGAUUUAGAUAUUUGUGAGGAAAUUAAAAAAGAUACUAUUAUUAAACAAGUUUUUUUUAGCGUUUUCACUGGUCAGUGGCCUACUGACAUUAAAAAGGUAUCUGAAGAAUUGAAACCAUAUUUUAACCGUAAGGAUCAAUUUUCAAUUGAACAAGGAUUACUAUUUUGGGGGCAUCGUUUAGUAAUACCGUCUAAAUUUCGGACUGAAUUGUUAACUGAAUUACACAGCACUCACUUAGGUGUUAUUAAAAUGAAAAGUAUCGCUCGUUCUUUUAUUUGGUGGCCUGGAAUUGAUUUAGAAAUUGAAGGUAUUACAAAAAGAUGUGAACUUUGUUUGAUUCAUAGUGAGAAUCCUCCAAAGGCAGUUCUACAUAGUUGGCCUUGGCCUGAUGGCCCAUCUCUUAGGGUUCAUUUAGAUUUUUUAGGUCCUGUUAAUAAAAGAAUGUUUCUUGUGAUAAUAGAUGCCUUUUCAAAAUGGGUGUAUGUGAAAUUUAUGCCUAAUAUAACUACUUUUUCAACUAUUAAAAUUUUAAGAGAAUAUUUUGCUUAUUGGGGCAUUCCUGCUAAACUUGUGACUGAUAAUGGUCCAUCUUUAUGCUCGAAAGAGAUGGAAGAUUUUUUACAAAAAAAUAGAGUUUUUCAUAUUAAAACUUCACCUUAUAAUCCUGCAUCAAAUGGUGCAGCUGAAAAUCUUGUUCGUACUUUCAAAAAUUUUAUAAAAAAAUGUAACCCUAAUUCUGACAUUGAAGUUGAUGUAUAUAGAUUUGUUAUGUCGUACAACAGUAUAAAACACUGUUCUACAGGUGUUACUCCGGCAGAAUUACACAUUGGGCGUACCUUGCCAACUCAAUUCGAUAGACUAAUUCCUUUUGCUAAGAAUAAAUAUAACAAGUGUUUGGAAAAUGCUAAACAUGUUUUUAGAGGCAAUAGAGAGAAAUCCUAUAAGAUUGGAGAUACUGUUAUGUGCAGAAAUUAUGGUUCUGGUAAUAUUUGGGUACCAGGUACAAUUAUUAAAGUAUUGUCACCUAUUACUUAUCUGGUUCAAAUUAAUAAUUCUUUAGUGUGGAAAAGACAUAUUAAUCAAAUUAUUGAUAGAGUUAAAAAUAUUAAUGUUAAUCAUAAACAUUUGAAUGAUAUUGAAACUAGGUUUAGUGAAAACAAACCAGUAAUUGAAAGUAUUAUUGAGGAAGGAGGAAAAGUUAGUAUUGAGGUAGAGAAGACUAAGUCUGAUGUUAUUGAAGUUAAGCCAUAA